Messenger RNA from Aphanomyces astaci, 999 nucleotides. RefSeq lists its product as hypothetical. Bases 1 to 999 code for a protein of 332 amino acids. Gene Ontology annotation, molecular function: nucleic acid binding. NCBI's taxonomy places the organism in Eukaryota, Oomycota, Saprolegniomycetes, Saprolegniales, Verrucalvaceae. The record is from RefSeq and is a predicted model, not a curated record. The transcript is spliced from 3 exons.
AUGGGCGCCUCCACGACAGACGACAAGUACCUGCUGGUAGUCAAAUGUGAAGAUGGUCUGGUUGUUCCCGGCUCCUGGGGCAGCAGCGACGUUCGUGAAGGACUGCCUGCUGCAGUGAUUCGCCGUUCAGCGUGGGCCCAAUUUCAAGAACCCAGUGAUCGCGGAGCUCCACACGUGCUGAAGGCUCACCAUCACUUCACGACUGCUUGCUGCCCGUGGGCGAAUGGCACAGUGGAGGUCGUGAUGCGGCAGUUGCUGCGUCUAUUCCGGGCAUGUCUUAGCGAGUGGCGCAUGGCGCCCGACCUGUGGCCCGAGGCCCACCUCGUCAUCAUGCUCGUGCUCAACUCGCUACCAUCACCAUCCUUCGGCGAUACGGCCCCCGUGACCGACAUGUCUGGCCGUCCGGCAAUUUCGCCGGCUGACACUACGGCCUUGCUGGUUCAGAUCAUGUCAGCCACGCUGGCCGAUGUGGGAGAAGGUCAACGCGAGAACAUUGCCGCGACCCAGCUGGUGCUGGAAGAAGAUAGAAUGCACAAGCAUAUGUCGGUGGAAAAUGCACGGAAACAUGACCACUCGCGGCAGUACCACGACGAGAAGCAGGGCGUGAAGAUGGCCCAAAAGUAUGGGGCACUUGCGCCAGCAUUUGCGGACCAAGGAGUGCACCCUACCGUCGUUAUCGAGGUGACCAGCAACUGGAUCGAAGUCGAGAACCUUCUGACUAACGAUAUCCGUCCCGUCCACGCCAGCCGCCUAAAGUUCUGUGCGGGCUGUGACUUGGACGUGACGUCCGAGCUUCUCACCCACAACUUAGAAGGCUUCGAGGUGGAGGCAAUGGUUGACGCGCGGUACGUUGCCACAAUUAAGGAUCACGAGCUGUUCAUCAAGUGGUGCGGACCCCAAGACGUGGACAACUCGUGGGAGCCUGCCGACUAUAUCUUCGCUGAUGUACCCGUGAUGUUCAAGGCGUUUUGCAAGGCGGCCAAGUCGGCCGUACUGUAA